AGAUGCUUGUUCAAGAUGAUGAACCAUUGGCUGAUUUGACACAGGUGGUUGAUGUAUUUCUCGAACAAAAUCUUAUUCAACAAUGCACAGCCUUUUUAUUGGAUGCAUUAAAAAAUAAUCGUGAAGACCAAGGACAUUUACAAACUCGUUUACUCGAGAUGAAUUUAAUGCAAGCACCACAAUACGAAGCAAUCGUCAUAUGUUCAUCAUCUGAAGUUUUGAUGAAUUUUAUUUUCGAAGUUGGUGGUAGUCAAAUGAAAUCGUUGUAUGACAGUGAAUUAGCAAAACAGCCGAAAGAUUCAUCUCUAAUCAGCAUCCCAUCUAGUGGAGAAAUUCAAUCGAAAACGCUUUAUUUUCUUCCAUGGAAACCACACACAGAUAUGAAUCUCCUACGCCAGUCUAUUGAAAAAUUUGUCUCAGAUGCAAUACAACAACUUUUAAAUGAUAAUUUACACACUAUUGCAUUUCCAGCAAUUGGUUGUGGAAAAUCUGGAUGUUCAGUCGAUAUUGUAGCAAAAUCAAUGGUGGAUGAAGGAAAUCGGCAAUCAAAACUACAUAAAGACAUUUCGAUUUCAUUUAUCAUUCAACCUGAGCGAACAGACAUCUUUGAUAAGUUUAAAAAGUAUAUUGAUUCUCUGCAGGUUGCCGACAGAGGAACAGCGCGUGCUGAAAUCGAACCGAAGAUAUCAACAGCAAUCGAAAAUGGUCUAAUUGAAGUGGAAAAAGGAGAUAUCACAAAACAAAGUGUAAGUUAA
Messenger RNA from Didymodactylos carnosus, 755 nucleotides. Lineage: Eukaryota; Metazoa; Rotifera; Eurotatoria; Philodinida; Philodinidae. The record is from the annotation of a GenBank genome assembly.